AUGUUUUCAAGAAUUGUAUUUAAUCGAAAUAGUGCUGUAACAAACAAUUUCUAUCGAUAUAUUUUAACGUCAUCGACUAGAUUGCAAGGAGCAGAAGUAACACAAUUUAAGGAAAAGUAUGACGCUGUUAAAAUACCUGAGAAAAAGCCGAAACGAGAACCGCUCAUUAAGAAUUUCUUUGUCGCAAAAGUUGACACCGAAUUAAUGGCAUAUCCAGAAGCUUUAUAUGAUAAUAGUGUAUUAAAUCAUGCGACGCAAAGAAAAAAUUCGUAUAAUGACUUUCUGGAAACGAAUGUCUUCAAUAAUCCAGAUGACAGCAAGAAUUUAUUUAAAAUGAGUCAAUUUGGAAGCUUUAGCUGUGAACCAUCACUGCAAACUGAACAGUUUUAUUCUCAAAGUGAACCAGAAUCCAAGGUUUUAAGCUAUAAUGUCUUUACAACGAGUCAUAAAAUUGUUGGAGAUAUUAUUGCAAAUUACGGAAGUGAAGAUUCAAAAUCCAGAUAUCUAUCAAGACUGACAAGAGGAGAAAUGAUUGGAUCUAUUUGUCUUACAGAGCCGGUUCCACCAAGGACAGAAAACAGACCAUUUAAUACAUUAGCUCGAAAAACAGACAAUGAUACAUGGAUUCUUGAUGGAGAGAAAUCGAAUGUACUCAUAAAUGAUCUUGGAUCAUCCUUAUUUCUAGUUAUUGCUUCAAUUGAAGCAACCAAUAAUUGCGGUGACUUUGAGGAAAAAGCUGCAAUGUUUCUUAUUGAUGGAAGUACUCAUGGUGUUACAAUAUCUGAAAAUCAGUCUACAAUUGGAUUUAAGGAAGCAACUUUCCGACGAGUCACGCUCAAACUUAAAAAUGUUGAGAUUUCUAACGAAAAUUUUGUCAGUGACGAUAUAAGUACUUCGAUAGAAUUGCUCAACCAGAUGAGAUUAAAUGUUGGAAUAAUGGCAGUUUCUGCAAUCAUGAAGCCUAUCAUAAAUAAAUUAACAGACUACAUCAUCAAUACAAAAGUUCAAAAUAUACAUUUUAAAGACAUUGAUACGUUAAAAGAAAAAAUGGGAAAAUUAAUGGCAAAUUGUUAUGCGCUAGAAAGUAUGGUAUAUUUAACAGCUGGAUUAAGGGAUAUUUAUGAAAAUCAAGAUAUUGAUGUCGAGUGUGGAAUAAUAAAAGCAUUUGCUGUAGAAUCACUGUCUGAGUUCAUAACAGCACCAAUGCAUAUAGUUGGACCAAAAUGUACAAUAACUGAUGAAGGAUAUGACAAAAUAAUUCGUGACGCAAUUCAAUUGAUAGGCACAGAAGAGCCUAUAGCAACUUUAAAUCAGUUUAUUGGUUUAAGUGGAAUGAGUCAUGCUGGAAAAGAAUUUAAUGCUAUGAUAAAGAAGCAAAGAAGCAUUUUAGAUCAUCCAAUGUUUAUCUUUAGUCGAAUGAGGAACGAAAUAUCGAUUGAAGAUCCAAAAUUAAAAAUGGAAUUGUGGCAUUAUUUACAUCCAUCAUUGAGACCAGCAGGAACUUAUCUUGAAGCAUCAAUCUAUCGUUUAAGAGCAUCAAUUGAGAUUCUUCUAGGACGAUAUGGAACACAAAUAUUUCAGCAUUCAGCUGAGAUUGCAAAAAUCUCAGAAAUGGCAACAUUAUGUUAUGCUAUGUUCGCAGCAAACUCCAGAGCAUCCCGAUCGUAUUGCAUUGGAUUAAGAAAUGGUGAACAAGAAGUUUAUCUUUCGAAUGCCUUUAGUUUUGACUUGUCAAAUCGUAUAAAGAAAAUAGCACAUGAUAUUGAUAGUGGUGAACAUGGAACAUCAAUGCAUGUCUAUAAAGUUGUUGGAGAAAAGCUAAUGGAAACUAAGAAAUAUCAGUUUGAACAUCCAACAACCAGAAACUUUUAA
Chironomus riparius is the source of this 1872-nucleotide messenger RNA. Lineage: Eukaryota; Metazoa; Arthropoda; Insecta; Diptera; Chironomidae. The record is from the annotation of a GenBank genome assembly.